Molecule: messenger RNA, 9120 nt
Organism: Nycticebus coucang (slow loris)
Lineage: Eukaryota; Metazoa; Chordata; Mammalia; Primates; Lorisidae
Gene: RNF24
Product: ring finger protein 24
Exons: 7
Coding region: 377-886 (169 amino acids)
Cellular component (GO): endomembrane system
Molecular function (GO): ubiquitin protein ligase activity; zinc ion binding
Source: RefSeq, a predicted model, not a curated record
UACUAAACAGUCCCUGGAAAAGACCUAUGUGACUUUUCCAUUGGGACAGCGGGAGCGUGAACACGGCAGCUUCCUUAGAGCUCCACGCCUGCGCACUGCAGACUCUGAAGCCGCGGCGUCCUCAGCAAGGUAGGCGGGGACUAUCCGGGCAUCCGGGUCUCUCACCCCGCCCCCGCUGCAUGAAUGAGAGGCGCGGUGCCCGCCCCUCCCCCGUUGGGCCCGCCCCUCGCCUGGGGCCGCGGCUUGCAGUCUGCCGCCGCCACCUCCUCAGUCGCUCUCGGUGUCGACGGACGCUUGUCGCCAGCAGCCCGCCGUCGGGCGCUGACGGUCCCGCACGUCCUCCGCUGCUGCCGGCGCGCACGAAACUUCCAGCGCUAUGUUGAAUAAGAGUGGUGAGAGCAAAUAUCCUGCCUUGUUCCUGGUCUUAGGGGGUUUAUCCAUGAGAUCGGAUUUCCCACAUUACAACUUCAGGAUGCCUAAUAUUGGAUUCCAGAAUCUGCCUCUCAACAUAUAUAUUGUGGUUUUUGGCACUGCUAUAUUUGUCUUCAUCCUUAGUUUACUCUUCUGUUGCUACUUGAUUAGGCUAAGACAUCAAGCACACAAAGAAUUUUAUGCCUACAAGCAGGUUAUAUUAAAAGAGAAAGUAAAAGAACUGAAUUUACAUGAGCUCUGUGCAGUGUGUCUAGAAGACUUCAAGCCUCGAGAUGAGUUGGGGAUUUGUCCAUGUAAGCAUGCCUUCCACAGAAAGUGCCUUAUUAAGUGGCUGGAGGUUCGGAAAGUGUGUCCCCUAUGCAACAUGCCAGUUCUGCAGCUGGCCCAGUUGCACAGUAAGCAAGACCGUGGACCACCCCAGGGGCCCCUCCCUGGGGCAGAGAACAUUGUAUAGCUCACUACAGGGAUCAGACUGUUGCUGGAUACAAUGUCUACAUGGAGCCAGGAGGAAUACAAGCAGUCUCUGUAUUGGCAGCCCUCUACCUGAGGUACCAGCUGCCACUUCCAUCCCCUCAAUAAGAACUCUUGGGCCAGCCAAACUGGGAACCUAAGCAUCUGGGUCUGUGACUACCAAAGCACCACCCCCUGCCAAGAGGAAUGGAUGAACCUGUGGGUUUGUCUCAAACUCCCUGAGGGUCUCUUAUUAACUCCCUUACACUGUGUCCCAGACCCUCAUCUCCAUGUCAAGUAGAAGGGGAGAGAAACGAGGGGUAGAGAAGGGAGCUGAGGGCAGGUCUUUAAAGCCUUCAUCCUGUGGAUGGAUGAAGAUGAGCUUCUGUGCAGGCCCAUCCUGGCAGCCCUUGAAUCCAAGUAAAACCAGCACAACCGGCUGCCAGUGGUUGGUGAGGCAGUGCCAACAAGGCUCAUGUUAUGCUUCUUUAAGUCCAUCUUGGAACCAAAAGGUUUUGGGUAGAGCCAAGCAGCAGUGCCCCUCGCCACCCCUGUUCCCUUAAGAUCACAGCACCUGCUAUCAGAUCAUAAGCUGGAAACAUAGACAUGCUUGAAAAGGCCUGUUCAGAAGCCAUUUCCUCCUGUCAUUGCCCACCCACCCCCAGUCCCCAGGGAGGCCUGUCAGGAGCCCCAUUGUCCCUAUGUGACCCGGGGGACCCCAGCAUACUACCUAUAUCCCCAUAUGUGCAGUGUGGUUCCCACAUCACCUGGUCUGGGCCCAUUGCCUUGGGAGAGUGCCACUGUGAGCCAUUCCUAUGGCUCAGAAGAGGAGCAUCUUCCUGAGAGGGGUCCAUGCUCCCAGCCCUGCUCUUCCUGAGAGGGGCCCGUGCUCCUAGCCCUGCUGGGUGAGGAUGAUACUGGCCCUUUGCCUCUCCUUCUUCCCUCUUCUGCCCUCUGUUCCUCCUUAAAAUGUCUGUUGCUCACAUUUUAAGUUUAUCCCAAAUAAGAUCCCUAUAUAAUUCUGAAGCCAGUAGUCCAUUUGAAAUUGUUCAUAGUCUCAGGAAGCUCCUACAGGGCUGUCCACUCAUUGGUGUGUGCCUCAGUAUUUGGACUUGAGAUAGCAAACCCAAAAGCUUUAUGGGAGAAAAAUGCAUGCUGCUUUUUACCUCUGUCAGGCCUUUCUAGAAAUGACUCAGUCCAUUAGGAUUUGUGAAUAUUGUAUAAAUUAGCUAUGGAAAGCAGCAGUGGGUCAAAUAGAAAAUUAUUUUCCACAGUCUGGCUCUCCACCUGCCUCCAACAUAGGAAUGCCUCAACUGUGCAUCAGUGGCUUUCCUCUGGUCCAUAGGUGUAAAUGGGGCAAGUUUUUCAUUAGAAAUACUGUCUGUGUGACAUGGAAAGGACUGGGGAGGUUGGCUACUCUGGCAUGUCUCCAGAAGUUUUUCUACCAUCUUAGGAAAGGGAACCUGUCUAUGGCUCAGGUGGCUGGCUGGGAUCAGAUGAGGUGGAAAAUUCUCAUUAGCCUAGGAAAGUGCUGGGCAGAAUCCAGUUUGGAAAGUUACAAAUCCAGUUGGCCAAAACCGGCAGUUUCCUAUGUGACCUACUUGUGAUAUGCCAACUGGACAGCCUCCUAAACAGGACAAAAAAGUGUGGAAUAUUUUUAUAUGAAAGCUGUAGCCUAUCUGGCACUCAUAUAAAGAACUGUACAUGGAGCGGCGCCUGUGGCUCAAAGGAGUAGGGUGCUGGCCCCAUAUACCAGAGGUGGUGGGUUCAAACCCGGCUCCAGCCAAAAAAAACUGCAAAAAAAACCCCCAUACAUUCCUAAUUUCACCCUCUCUUUUGCACCUUUUGUGGCAUGGUAGAGUUCAAUGCUGCAAAAUACCCAGCUAAUAGUGAACUGUUUUCAAUGACCAAUGUCAGAAGUAGGCUUGCUUCUGACUAGCCUCAUUAAUAGCCAGUAUCUACUAUUUUCCAUAGAAUGGCCUUGGGCAGAUUUUACGUGUUAUUGGGGUUCCAAUAGGGAAAUUAAAUUUUUCCUCCUUAAAAAGAUUAAUUUCCUAUUAAUCUAUACUACAAAUCAUUGCUGCUCACAGCUUUUGUAGGAUUUCAGACUUUGCAGCCUUUUUCCCUGUAUGUUGGUAUCAAGGAGACAGCCUCACCCAGUCCCUGUGUCGGAACAGAGGCAAAUUAACUCAUCUCACUGUGUUAGAGCUACAGGUGAGCUAAGGUGACUGGUGCGCAGCACUAGACCUCUGCAUCAGAAACCAUUAGCGGAAAGCUCAGGAACUCUGUGGUCUGCACUGGACACCAUCUUGGGUUGGCUUUGCGCAGAUGAGGCGCCACUGACAUGACCAUCAUAGCAAAUGUUGAGUGUGGAGUGCUUGUACUCCUUUUGCUAAAACUGGGCAGGAAGCUAGAGCUGUAAGAAUACUCUUUUCUCUCCCCUUUCUUGGCUUGGUGACUUCGUACCAGGCCCAGUAUUAUUCAGUUUCUCCAACUCUUAAUGACACAACUUGAUUGUAUUUGCUUCCCACAUCUGGGUCCUCCACUAGGACUUUCCUGUGCCCGUGCACUGGUGUGUCUGCAGAAGCAGGGCUUUUAAUUUACAUCUUCAAUUCUCAUUAAAAUCAGCUUUUUGUUUGUAGGACAGUCCAUCCAGUUUGGGGAGUUUGAGAAUGAGUUAGAGAUCCCUAUGUACUCUCUUGGCUCAGAUUCAAACACCUCAGUGGGGCCAUCCUGUCCACAUCUAUCUCUGUAAGUUACUGGGACCUACUGGUAAUUUGUAGGGGACUCUGCUGUUGGAUCACUGGCUGGUAUACUUUCUUAAGCAACUCAGAAAAAGUGCACUGCUGUGAUGAGGGUUAGUGUAAAGCAGGGGUCCUCAAACUUUUUAAACAGGGGGCCAGUUCACUGUCCCUCAGACCUUUGGAGGGCCAGACUAUAGCUUAAAAAAAAAAAAAAAAACUAUGAACAAAUUCCUGUGCACACUGCACAUAUCUUAUUUUGAAGUAAAAAAACAAAAUGGGAACAAAGACAAUCGCACCACCGCAUGUGGCCCAUGGGCUGUAGUUUUGAGGACCCCUGGUGUAAAGUAACCCCUUAUAAGAUUCCUUGGGCAGCUGAAUCAUUUAUCUAGUUGUUGGAAGGGGACAGUUUAAUUCAGCUGGCUUUAGAAAUGGAGCGGAAUCAGCCUGACCCUUAAAUGUUAACGUGUGCUGCUUUUCUUUGCCAAGUGUGAUUUUAAGUCUGGCAGAUGAGGUGGUGCUUCUAAUGGAUUCUUGCCUAACCAAGGAAGAAAACAAGACAGAUACGACCCAGUGGGGGGCAUGUUGCCCCUGUGAAGACUUGGGUUGAGGGAUACAGGGGACCUCCCAUUAUUGCUAAAUACCCUAUUCUUGACAAAAGACAAAGAUCCUUUUCCCCAGCACUGAGCCUCUUAGGUCUAUCAGAGGAAUGCCCCUUUUCACAGGCCCACUUCAAAGCAAGACAUCUUCCUGGACUGAACCCACUCUAAGCUGCUUUGAAUGACUGUAGGAGUUACUUCCCUGAGAGGCUUUCUGGAAGUUACUAAGUGGACAUGGGGAAGUAUCAAGGCAGAACAAGCACCUGGAGUGAUGAGUCACCCCUUAGCCAGCCUUGCAACUUUCUGCAGCAUAGCUUCUCAAAACAGUUCCUUACACACCACUCUGGGAUUAUAAAACAAUGUCCUCCUUCCCACCUCUUUUGAGGAUUAGCCAAUGUCCAGAGCCGGGUGGGCAGCAGGCCUGGUGUCGUGGCAUUGUUGAUACCACAUACUGUCAUCCAGGUAUGAUGGCUUCUUCUCUGCUAUCAAGUACAAAUGGAAUCUCAGCUGAACAGACUUUUGAACUGCAGGAGCCUUCCCUGGGGGCUUGGGUUCACAUGGCUUUCCUCUCCUGAUCUUCCUAGUCACCUCAAUCUACAUUGCUUACAGUGCACUCUGACUUGGUGGCUCAAUGCUUGAGUAUUCCUGUCUUAAUUUUUCAACUAGGUAGUCCAUUCACAUGGUUCACAAGUCAUAAAGGGGUUAAAAGUCUCUUGCAUUCCUGACAGCCCCCACACACACUGGAAGCCCAGCUUCUCACCCCAUUUGUUCCUUGGAUAUCCUUCUAGCUUACUUAUGCAUAUACACACAUACAUAUGCAUAAUACAAUUUUUCUCAUUUUUUACUAGUGAUACUUGGUAUAUUCAAGGAACACCUACCUGGGCUGAGAGAUGCAGGGGACUUCCUACCACUGCCAUCCCAGACAUUAAGAGUAUCUGUAAAAUUCUAUGACUCAAGGAUUGGGAGAUGUUUUACAGUCACAUUUUAAGAAAGACAUGUUUACUGAUUGCAACAUAAUGGAAUUCUAAGUUUCUACACCAAUUAGAAACUGAAAUCCCGUGUCGCUUCGGCAGCACAUAUACUAAAAUUGGACCAAUACAGAGAUUAGCAUGGCCCCUGCGCAAGGAUGACACGCAAAUUCGUGAAGCAUUCCAUAUUUUAAAAAACUGAAAUCCCUGGGCGGCGCCUGUGGCUUAGUUGGUAAGGCGCCGGCCCCAUAUACCGAGGGUGGCAGGUUCAAACCCGGCCCCGGCUGAACUGCAACCAAAAAAUAGCCGGGCAUUGUGGUGGGCACCUGUAGUCCCAGCUACUCGGGAGGCUGAGGCAAGAGAAUCGCUUAAGCCCAGGAGUUGGAGGUUGCUGUGAGCUGUGUGAGGACACGGCACUCUACCGAGGGCCAUAAAGUGAGACUCUGUCUACAAAAAAAAAAAACUGAAAUCCCUCCAUUACUGCAACAUACCCAGCUAAUAUGAAAGCAAAAUCAUAUCUUUUCAGGUUUUUUCUAUCUGUGACAGGACACUCAAGAGCAGGCUACUCCCCCAGCUCUGAGCCACCACUACAGGUGCCUGGACAAACUGCUGUCUGGCCAAUUCCAAGUGAGGGCCGAGAGUCCAGUGGUCAAGUCUGGCCUCAACUAUCAGGCAAUUUCCUGUGCUCCUGAUGAGGCAGAUGCCUCAGCUACUGAGCUGGGAAGCAAACUUCGUGAUUAAUUAUAGGUACAACAGUGCCAGGUUUUGUUUUUUGAGGCAGUCUCUAUUUUUAGUAGAUGCUGGUCUGGAACUCUAGUGUUCAAGUGAUAAUCCUGAUUCACCUCCUAGAGUGCUAGGAUCACAGGCAUGAGCCAAAUUUUUUUUACAGAAUUUUCUUCUCACCUUUUUUCUACUUGAAAACAAAUUAUUUUAAUAAUUUUUAUUUUUUGUCCUCUAAUUGAAGCUGCUUUCCCCAGGCAGCCCCAGAAGCAAGGGGCUCACUCACCUCUCUGGCAUCCAGUGGCAGCCUAGGUCUUUACCUGGAUUAAAACUGUCCCCCAACCUGAAACUCAAAUUCUGUGUGUAAACCCACCUUUCCAGCAUGGAACCUCUGGCCCUAGGUUAGUGUAGCUGUUAGUCUAGACUUGUUCAUCUUGAGAAUUUCACAAAAUGUGCAACUGGUAACUUGGAAAGUGCUGAGUCAUGGUUCUUUAAAUGAGAUUAACAAAGGAUCCCAUAUACCACAUGAGUGGGCAUACCAGGAGAAAAACAGAGGGGCUUGUUCAGUAGAUCUUUUUCCAAUUUAGCUUUAGAGCCCAAAUUCUUACAAGAUAGUUUUAUUCCAUUUUUAGACCAAGUAUAAACACUCACUCCUGCAGCUGUAUGUUUAGGAAGAACACCUCUCCCAGCUCUAGGGAAAUGCUGUACCCGGAACCUGGGCCCCAACAAUGUCACACUCGGGGUUUGAUGAAGCCCUCAGCUCCUGUGCCAGUCCAAGCCUGCUUGGACUUGUGUAUCAGGCCUACUCCACACUGCUCCUCUCCAUCUGCCCCCUUCCUUCCAGUCCCUGACUAGAGCAGGUGAGGCAAGUGUAGCCAGUGUUAGAAGUCCCUCCUGGUGACAGCUUGUCAAGAGUGUUGCUGAUAGCUGUUGUCUCUUGAGUCUCUUGACAGAUCAUUGCCAAGAAGGGCAGCACUUCAGUUUUGUCAGUUAUCCUCUGGGGUUUAUUUGCUAGAUACUCUGAGUCCCUCAAAAAGUUUAUGAAAUGCUGAGCCUCAGGUUUCAUAGACGUAUUUGUACACUAAGAAUUCUGCAGCAGAAUAUUUUUAAACAUUCAGUUUUUGUAAGCUAUAUUUUUGUAUAUUUAAUUGCUAUUUUAAAGUUUUAAUGCAUUUUGCUAAUCACUCUUGUUUGAAAAUAAAAUAUGCAUGUACUUGACUUAAACACAUGUAAAUAUAAAGAUUUUGAAAAUACUUCAUGUUGAACAUGUACUUCUGAACUCAGUCACACACAGCACUUGCAGCAAGACUUUGACUCAAGGUGAGCAGUUCUGAUGACAGCUGGUUUUAAGUAACAGCUGACUAUGCAGGAGCCUCUGGCCUACCCUGUUCGGUGGAAUGAGGAGCCAAUCAGUGAUAGAAUGCCAGGCAAUGUCAAGAGAAUCCAGAGAUACCACAAAUGCUGAAUACAGUGGAGGCCACGGUGCUGGCAUCCCCAUCUCAACCUUCACUUCAGCUAUGCAGAUGUUGACACCAGUGCUCAGGACAAUUUGAAAUAGCUUGAUCUCUCUAUGCACCACACCAUCCUGAGGACUUGCCCCAUCCUCCUAGCUGUAUCCCACUUCUGGAAAGUAAGAAAAAUAUCUCUUGGUCCAAGUUAUCCUAUGGCUAUGGCCGCUGUGGACCCUGCAGAGAAAACAGGGCAAUGACAAAUGGAGGCUGAGUUUGCAGGUACCUCAGCAGCUGAAGGUGAAGUGACAGCUGGGACAAGGAUGUAGACAUUUCUGCACAGAGAUGGCCUUGGAGAUCGCAAAGUGGAGAAGGCAGUGUCCAGGGAUGGAACUCAAGGCCAGGACCAGCUAGGGUACUCCCUGGAAAUCAACUGUUCACUGGGGACAUAUAGGACUGAGCCUGAGGACAGGCAAUCUCGGCCAUCAGAGGCCAAGGUGGCAGAGACAAGUAGCCCGGAAGGCAGGACAGGCUAGAGGGGUCUGCCAUGUUAAAACUGAGGAAGUCGAGGCCCUGAAACAGCCCCCCAAUUCAGUAGUAUGGGAUUACUGAUGACCUAUCAAGAAUCCUCCCCUCAGCUGGAAGUGAGGAAAUGGGGCAGCUUCUCCAGCGGAAAGGUUCAUGGUGGGGUCUGGGAGGAGAAAAGCAGAGGCUGGAGAUGGGGGAGUUGGUGAUUUUCCCACUGAAGCCUUGGGGCCAGGCAGACCAGUGUUUAACUGCCCUCUUCUAGCUGAGUGGACUUGGACAGGUUUGCCCUUCUAGGCUUCAGUUUCCUUCUGUUAGGUUGUGGGAACUUGGGUCACAAUUCCCAAAUACAGUAAGCAAAGGCAGGGACAGGCCUCCCCCAGCAAUCUUCCCAGAGAUGGGGUAGUUGGGGUACAGAUUCUGAGAAGCACCUCUGUGGUGCAAGUGGGUAGAUGGUAGUCUUUGGUGGCCACUACAUGUGCUGGGAGCACAUAAGGACUCAGGGUUAGGUAUCCUCUGAGGUAGCUCUACCAAGAGCCCUCAAAGAACAGUAGCAGGAAACUCAUCAUCGUCCACCACCCUCCUGUUGCAUCUGUCUGCUGUGCCCACACAAGGCCCCAGUUCAGCAGCAACCACAUCCAAGCUAUGACAAGGCACAUGAAAAGCAGCUGCCCCUUGGAAAAUGGCAGUGGGUCAACCUCACAACCAAGUACCCACCCCCCCAAGGGUGGGAAAGGUACCUCUGCUGCCCCCAAAUGCAGCAGCCCCUCCCUAACACCCUACCCUCCCACCAAAAGAAACCCAGAGAGGGGUGGAGGGGAACAGCAGAACAAUGGAGUUUUCCUUGCAAAGGCCACUUUGUACAGGCUCUUCCUUGCCCUCAACAGCAAUGCAGGGACCAUUUAAGAUACAAAAUGGUGCACUCUUUCCCAGGAAUGAGAUUAUCCUGCACAGUAGCAAGAAAGGUUCAACCCCCUAUGGAGAUUCCAUUGAAACAUUCUGAGCAGACAACAGUGCCCCUGGAGUACCUGCCCCACCACAAACAAAUUCAUCAGUGAACACUUCAAUCCCUCCCUUCUCCUAAGCCUGAAAGAACAACUAGAGAUUUUCAGUGCUCCCUUGAAGAGAUGUCAGUUCUAGAAGCCCUUUUGUAUGGCAUUAGUCUUUGAAUUAUGCUUUUUGUACCAGCUUACCAUUCUUUCACCAGGUGAAUAAUCCGCCUUCUCCCCCUCCCCCC